AUGCCCGACGGCACGUUGCCACCCUUUGAGUUUGUCGUCGGCAACCGCCCGGAACAGCUCAAGGGCUACGGCCACAGUCACCUGCGCUCCCACGUCUCCAGGCGGGCUUGGAAGGGCCUCCGCGUGUCCGCCUCGUCGUCCUCCUUGUCUCUACCUCCCCCCUCCCCACCAGACACCCAUGGGAAGCACCCGCCCCGCCCCAAGAGACGGCCACGCAAGAAUAAGGCCUUGUCCAUUGCCUUUGAAUAUGCCCCCGCUGACGCCACUGCCGCUCCGUUCCAUCCGGCCGAGCGUGCUGGCGUAACGGGCGAGCUCGAGCAGAGGUCGAUGACGCCGCAGCUGCGUCUCGAGUGUUUUCUCGCUCAGUCCGGGGCGCUGCCCAUCGAUUAUCAGCUUGGAGGCGGGCGGGUCGAUCCCUUUCAUGCCCACCCGGGGCCAUGGAGGCCUUUUAUUCCGGCAUUGACGGAUCAUUAUAUUGUCCACAUGGCCGUGGACAUAGCCGAGCUCGAUGAACCAGGCCACGCAGGCCUCCUCCGCACCCGGUGGUUUCCUAUGGUUCUCUCGGACCCGUCCACCUUUGCCGUCGUCCUCCUCCUCUCCGCUGCCAACUAUGUAACUACCGUCAGCACUGCUAGAGGCGGCGAGCCUCCACCGAUGGCCACUAUUGCCUCGAUUGAUGAUGACUUCCGCGGCCCUAUGCAGCCCUGCCCCAGUCGGCGGCAUUUACUUCACCUCAAGCAAGCCGCCAUCGGCGCCAUCAACAUUGCGCUGAGCGAUCCAGGCCGACAUCUGUCCGAUGAGAUCAUCGGCGCCGUUGCAAAGAUGGCGAGCUUUGAGGCUAUGCAUGGCGAUCUGACCUCGUACCACACUCACAUGGAGGGCCUGCGCAUGAUGAUUCGUAUGCGCGGCGGCCUGUCCUGUCUCGGACUCGGCGGUCUCCUGCGCAGGAUGAUCGUCUGGAUCGAUCUGAACGCGUCCUUUCUCCUAGGCACCAACAGAUACUUUCCGAGCCAGACCUUUGCCGGUGUCAGCGCGCCAGAACCCCCUGAUGAGCCAAAUCCUGCCCGAUUCAUCGCCAUCCCGUAG
Molecule: messenger RNA, 1086 nt
Organism: Hirsutella rhossiliensis
Lineage: Eukaryota; Fungi; Ascomycota; Sordariomycetes; Hypocreales; Ophiocordycipitaceae
Product: fungal specific transcription factor domain-containing protein
Exons: 2
Coding region: 1-1086 (361 amino acids)
Source: RefSeq, a predicted model, not a curated record